This is a messenger RNA of Perkinsus marinus ATCC 50983, 264 nucleotides long. RefSeq lists its product as hypothetical. The record is from RefSeq and is a predicted model, not a curated record. NCBI's taxonomy places the organism in Eukaryota, Perkinsozoa, Perkinsida, Perkinsidae. The coding region runs from base 1 to 264 and encodes 87 amino acids. The transcript is spliced from 4 exons.
AUGUAUUUGGAUAAGGCAUUCAAUGUCAAGGAGAUCGUACAGCACUUUGCAUGUAUGUAUCCUGGGUGUAUGAAGCCACUGUUGACCUCCACUACACCAUGCAAAUGCAGUGGUAUGUUCUGUGAUGUUCACGCUCACCCACUCCGACAUCCUUGCCGUGAUACGGAGCUUCGUUUGAAAGGUGCCAUGACUUUGCCAGAGGCAAAUCUCUUUGUACGUUUAGUAUGCAACAAAAACGGCUUCCAGCGACGAGGUACGUCAUGA